CUCGUUUACGAUUCACCCCGCCGCCGAGUAUUCCGAAUAUCGAUCGAAAACUAUCGUACUACACGAUCAUGUACAACCGAUAUUUAUUUACUAUUGCUACUAUUAUUGUUGGCGCACGGUAAUAUUAUAUUAUUGUAUGCGCGGGCACGAUAAAUACCGUACGAGGGUGGCGCGUGGUACGCAAGCGUAUACGCGGUCCCCUCUGUACGUACAAUAGUAGACGUAGCACUGCGUUUGGAUGGGCGUCCUGGAAAAACCAUUUUUCCACGGCGCAUACACACGCUCCGCGGCAUUGCAGCAGGGCGAUGGAGGAACGUUUAGUUUUCAAUCGGAGUCUGUAGCAAAAAUAAAACCGCCGCCGCCAAAAAAAAAAUAAAAAAAAAUAAUAACAAAAAAAAAAAAUACUGCAAAAACAAUAACAAUAAUAAAUAAAAUAAAAUAAAAAUACUAACGCCGUGUAGAGUAUAUAGUGGCGAAAACCCGGAUAUACGAUUAGACCGCAAAAUAAUCACAAAUGUGCGACAGGGACUCGAGUUCGGGAUGCUUCUUCAUAUCAAGAAAGGUUGGUGAUACUAUAAUAAUAAUAAUAUUGGUUCACGUGUGUACACAUACACUAUAAACGUGUAUAAACGUGUACGGGCUUACAUACAAAAACCGCAAUGAUAUACGACUCGGUGUAAUUUAACAAGAAUCACGUUUUGUAGAAAUCGUUUCGAACGCGAUUUAAUCUAUACAAUACACAAACUGGAUUGCCCGUAUAUCAUUUUGGUUGAAUUUAAAACCUUUAUGCAUAACAACACCUGAACCGAGAAUGUAUUCUCGAUUUUUUCGAAAUAUAUUUAUGCGUACACUAUUAAUAAUAUAUUUUGACAUAAAAACGAGGUCAAAUAAUACCACUAAUCCACCCGUAUAGAAUACACUCGUAUUAUAAUUUAUUAUUAAUUGAUUUUUCUCGAAUUUAAAUAUCAAUUAUUUUUUGUCGGUUGAUAACCACGUACCACCAAUAUUAAUUUGCCCGUGAUACGUUUACAAUAAAAAGGGAAUUUUUCCAACAAACAAUUAUAUCAUUCGUUCGAAAUUAAAUAGUUACGUGGAAAAAAUUAUAGGUACCUAUACUUAUGAUAUUAAUUUAUUCAGGGUCGUGAUCGAGCUCAAGACUUAGCCACAACAUCCAGGCAUGGACAACAGCCAUUACCAGCAGGCACAAAGACCAAAGAUGCACUGCCAGUAGUAUUACAAAGCGAUUUUCGAAAAGUAUAUAAUCGAAUUUAAAUUAUGCACAUAAAAAUCAUUUUGAUAAAAUGUCCGGUUUUUUUUCAGUUGAGCGGCAUUAGCAAAGAAGAUUUUCGACUAAUCGACACCAUUGAAAAUGAGUACGAUGCUACUACAGCAGCAGCACUCGAUGCGGUGCAACGCAGAGGCGAAAUGGUCGUCCGAAUACUGGAUCCUCGAAUUCAUCUCACUAAAACUGCUUCAGAUGCGGCGAAAAAAUUCCUUAUGCUUCAAGUGAGUAGUUUAAAGACACGUCUGUAAAUCAGGUUUGCGCUAAAGUAUGCUGCGGUUCUAUACAAAAUGUGCAAUCCUCAAUGAGAUAUUGUGUAGUAUAAAAAAACGUAAUAAAUCAUUUUCGUCAGUAGUUACAAGAAAUAUGGCUAAAACGCAUACAAAAUAUUUUAAUGAUGCGUGUUCCCUGAUGAUCCAAAUAAAAAUAACCAAUGUGAAAAUAACAUUAUGAAUACACAAUUGUGGUAAAGUCAUCAUAAAAAAAAAAUGAUUUAUUAUAUAAUCAAGCUGAGAAAACCCUGAGAUCCCCAGAAACCACCACACCCUCCCCUCAAGAUGUUUAAAAUAAAAAAAUGUUUAGCAAAAUUACAAAAAUAGAGAAUCGGUUAUAAACAAAUAUUGGCCCCCUCAAAUUUUUCCCCAACAAUGACUUUGAAACAAGCAUGUGCAGUUCUAAAAUAUUCUUAGCGCAGGCUUUGCUAUACAUAUUAUACACAGUACAAUAUAAUAAUGUAUAAAUACAAAUAUUUUUUUAAUGUAUAUAGGAUUCUAAUCACAUAGUAAAUCUUGUUGAAAUAAUAAAGAGACCCGGUCAAACUUUAGGGUUAUAUAUUCGAGAAGGUAACGGUAUAAAUCGGCACGACGGCCUAUUCAUUUCUAGAUUGGCUCUCGAAUCGGCCGUAUAUAACAGCGGAUGUAUACAGGUACUCAUAAUAUAUAUAUACAGUACGACAUAAACCAUAGGUUUAAUCAUCAAAUUCAAAGUGCUUAUAUUUAUAUUACUAUACAUAAAUGAGUUUAUAAUUUAUUUAGGUUGGUGAUGAAGUAUUAGCCGUAAAUCUAGUAGACGUUACUCGAAAAGCAGUAGAUGAAGUCGUGAUCAUCAUGUCGAUACCUAGGCGACUGGUACUGGCUUUAAGGCAAACACGGGGGAUUCAUCGGGCCACGGCCAAUGUUUCGUUGGCUUCUGCUAUGCCUAGUCAUCAUCAACCACCAGUUGUCGUAAUAAAAAAAGACCUCAGUAGAGAAUCGGAUGAUCAACACGACGACGACGAUGACGACAUGCAUAUGAAAUCGUAUAUGACUACAGGGUUCGUAAAUGCAGUCAUAAUUGAUAAUUAUAUUUUAUAAUGUUUGCUGCGUAUUUUAAAAUUUAACUCUGGAAUAAAUAUAGUUGAUGUUUAAAUUGUAUUUUGUUCAAACCAUUUUUGCGUCUAAAAAGUAUAAAUAAUAUACAUACUAAUAUAAAAUAUUUUAUGGGUUUUAAAUUGUAUAGAAGAGUGAAUCAAAGAAAUAAAGAAAACAUGCACGAACAAUGCCGAAGGGAGUCUAGGGGAAGAUCACAAUCUCAACUUGCUUUGGAUUCUAAUGGUGAUAUUUCAGGAGAUCUUUUUUAUAACUCAAGACCUCCAGAAUCAAGGAGACAAGCAUCUACGGUACCUAUAUAAUAUAAAACAAAACAAUUUUUAACAUUCCUAAAAUACAAUUUAAUUUAAUACGUAAAAUUUUUAGUUGGAUCGCCGUAAUAAUUGGUCCUAUCAGCCUCCACAUACUCCAGUUUCUAAUGAACAACCAAAAUCUCAGCAUUUUCAGGCUUUUGAUAAAGCAUAUCCUAAAACUUUAGAAUCAUUAGCUGAAAAAGUGCAUCCAUUCUGUCCAGGUGGACAAUCUUCGACUGGUAGGAGAAUGUCAGCAACAACUACACAACAACAAUAUCGACGUAACAACAUUCCAAGAUCUGGUUCAGAUCAAUAUCUACCAAGAUCUGAGUAUGAUUAUGGAAACAGUGAGUUAAAAAAAAAAUAUUACAACAUUAUGCUCAAAUUUUUUUCCCAUUAAGUACAACUUAUGGUAACCAUGUGUCAAAUUUUUGAGUAUUUUCACUGAGUCAAACAAUAUAUAAUCACAUUAAUACAUUAGUAUACAAACUGCCGUGUUAUUUUUAUUUUUAUUAAAAUUUGAACUUAAAACGCUUAAAAAAAAAAUUCCUUACUACAGAUUUUUAAGAAUUUUGCUAGGCUAAAUUCGUUUAACCCAAUAAAAUUUAAAAUUGUAUCGAAAAACGAAAUAAACAAAAGAAAUAAAAAAUGCCACUGUCUAUUAUUGCGUAAAUAUGUAUGUUUAUUAAAAAAACUAUUAGGAAAAUUAAAAAAAUUACAUUAAUUUACAAACUAGACAAAAUGUUCUACAAAAAAGCUCUUUUGAAAUCUUUUGGCAAAGAUUUCUGAUAGAACUUCUGGUAGAUUUCUUAACAGACACAAAAAAGCAUACAACAUAGUAAAACCAAUGCAUUUUUCGCUAUAUAUAAAUAUACACUUAGAUCUAAAAAAAGAAAAAAUAAUUUUAUAUUCUAACGUUACACAUUACUUUAAAAUUAACACUUUUUUAGGACCAUAUCGACAAUCGCAAACCCUAAUGAGAUCAGGACUUAGAAGUAGUGUGGGAACAGGAUCUAGUACGCGUAUAGUUUCACAAUACUCGCAAGGUACUUCUAGAACUUUACCAAGACACCUAGAUUAUGCGUCAGAUACAGAAGCGACAAAAGUAACGUCUACAUCUCCAUAUUACUAUAGAGGAUCGUCACAAAUAUCAGGUUACAAUUUAAUAUAUAUAUACACAUUAUAAAAUAAUAAUGAUUUAUUAUUCUUCAUUAUUUUUUAUUAUCUGUAGGAGUAUCAAAUAUGUCACGAUUAGGUAAUGCCACGAUAUCUAGAAGUAAUUCAUUAAGGUCGAAUUCACUUCCAAGAGAUAUACGUACACCACGAACGCCACUCUCGUCGCUCAAUACAAGGUGUGCAAAGUUGUACAAUGUAUAAUUAAUAGUUUUUCAUAAUAUACUAUCAAUAUUUAAUUAUUAUUUAUUAUGUAUUGUGUAUAUAACAGUAUGAGAGGUAGUUUAAGACGAUACAAUACACAGGACAAUCCGAAAAUAUCGUCUUCCCUACUGAGUGAUCACGAAGACAGCGACGGUGGUAAUCUUAGUGCUCCCGAGUUUCAAAUGCGACGUAAAAAUCGAUUAGUCAGCUCUCCGAGUGUAUUUACAGCUGACGAAUAUAGAGCAUGGAUGAGCCGAGCACCAUCAACCAGUGCUAUUUAUGAUCGCAUACGUAAUGUUUGUGACCCGUCUUUAAAACAACAAAAAGUACAACGGUUUACGUUUAGCGCUGAAAACCUACCCGAAAGAACUAGACACUCGGAAUUAAUGAAUUAUUCUGGAACCAAUACAGAUCUAAGACCAUUUAGAGGUCUUGGAUCCCCAGCACUACCUUCAGCCACAACGUCAACGUUAGAUAGGCAUACUAGAACGUCUUCAUUAAGAAGAAUUCGACAUCUCUUAGAGCUCGAAGCUAAACAUUUAGGACGACGCAAUCCAUCGUCCAAUUCAGAUUUACAGGCUGACAGAGCUAGAGUGUUGGAAAUAAAUCCAGCCGGUAAAGUUUUAAUACAUAAUAAUGGGUUAAAAGUAAUUUUUAACUAAUAAACUAUUUUUCUUAUAAAUAGAAUUUUUAAAGUAUAAAUUUGAAAAAUCAACAAUAGACAAUGCGCCGCCUAUAAGUGGUUUAUUAUGGGUUCAUCUGUUAGCUGGUAGAGGUCUCAGAGCAGCUACCACUACUGUAUUACCGGGUCAACCUACUGCAAAUGGUAUGACGAAUACUAUAGGGCAAUUUAAAUUAAAAUAUGACUAACUGAAAAUAUUUUCAACAGUUAUGGCUGCCGCUGGUAGUUCCAGAGACUUGUACUGCGUCUUAGAAUGUGAUCGCGUGCACAAAGCCAGAACUGUAGUACGUACUGGAGAUCUUGUUUUCGAUUGGGAUGAAACAUUCGAAUUGGAUCUUCUGUCAAAUAAAGAAUUAGACUUUUUGAUUUACUCUUGGGACCAACAAUACAGACACAAACUCUGCUACAAAGGAUCGGUACAUUUGGCGUCGUUAGUUAGAGAUAGUCCCGUACAUCAAUUAGCCUUAAAAAUUGAACCUCGGGGGACAUUAUAUUUACGACUAAGACACACCGAUCCUUACCAAACUUUCGUAAGGAAAACAUUAAGAACUUCGUCUACACUUCCGCCGAGAACAAAAUCUGCUGGACUUUUUGGUAUAUAUAUAUAUAUAUAUGUAUAUUAUAUUUAAUAUAAAUAAUGUUGACCUUAUGGAUAUGAUUUAAAAAUUGAAAUUCGUAAAUCGUUUAUAUAUAAAAAAAAAAAAUAGGUAUUGAUCUCGAGUCAGUAGUCACACGUGAAAGUGGUGCGAUUUCUAGUUCCUUAUCUUCAUUAGCACAAGCCCCGGCAACAGCUUCUGUUCCAGUAAUCGUUCGAAGGUGCAUCGAAGAAGUCGAACGUAGAGGUUUAGAUAUUAUUGGCCUUUACAGACUUUGUGGUUCUGCUUCUAAGAAGCGGAUUCUUCGAGAAGCUUUCGAGCGCAAUCCAAGAACUGUGGAUUUAUCACCUGAUAACGUUCCCGAUAUUAACGUAAUUACAGGUAAUGGACGCAAUAUAUUUAUUCGUUAACUAUAAAUAUCUAAAUAAUAAUAUUAAUACUAAUUUUCAACUGUAGGUGUUUUAAAAGACUAUUUGAGAGAACUGCCUGAACCACUUUUCACACGUUGUUUAUACCAAAUGCUUCUUGACGCAUUAUCUGUACUGCUCCCUGACGAUCCACAGGCCAACGCCAAAUUAAUGUUAUCAAUUUUAGAUUGCCUACCGAAAUUGAACAGAGUAUGUUAUUUUUAUUAAUUCGUAUAAUAAAAAUACAUUUUAAUUUUUUUGUUCAUAGGCAACUUUGACUUAUAUCAUGGAUCAUCUGGCACUGGUCGUGUCACAGUCGCCCCGGAAUAAGAUGUCUGCACAAAAUCUAUCUAUAUGCCUAGCUCCCGUGUUAAUGGUUCAAAGUGAAGCGAAAGAAAAACCUAUUGAUUUCCAACAACCCGUGAACGUGUUGCGAUAUUUGUUAGAAAUUUGGCCGACUAAAUCAGGUUAGGACAAGUUUAAAUGCACGUACUAUUGUCUAGUACACAAUUAUAAUUGCACAAUUACACCUAUUGUAUUAGAAUAACUUUUCCUUCCUACUCACUUUUAUGACUUUAUCCCACACGCAGCUUAUGCUCACCCUGCGGCUCCGCCGCUCCGGCACAUCUCCGUAUAUCCAUAUAAGAAACGGUGACGAACUGAUGGAUACAUCACCGUUUUCCAUCAGCUUUGCAUGCCAGCAUAUAACUCUCCUAAACAAAUUUUGUCAUUUUUUUUCUAUCUCUUCCUCAGCACCCGUCUAUGCAUUUAUAACUCGUCUAUUUUUUCGGCCAUUAUCGUUUAUCGUUUUCCAUUCUCUCAUCAUUGUCUCAAUUUAUAUCACCUCUCAUUAUUUUCAAUGACGCGACGAUUACAAAAUGUCAAAUGUGGGCGCAUUGUGUACAUUGAUGAGCCCUGACCAUAUUUUCCAGACAGUUCGGGAGUGUUUGCCACCCUCGGUCGUCAACGGCGUUACUCGGCCCCCGCCGCUGCCCGCGAAACCGUCCUGCGUGCCCGCUGUGCCAACAAGACGAGGACCGCCGCCACCCGUCAUAGUGGCGUCACCGACCAGUGACACGGCUACGACUUCUGAUGAAGACGGCGGUGGCGGUGGUGGUGACAACGUUAUGUCGGCUACGGCGAAGGUGGCAAUCGAACCGCCUCAGAUACCAGCCAGGUCUAACGCGCACAGGUUGACCAAAGUGAACGCAUCACCGGAACCCGAAGAGAACGCGGCCGAUACGCCGAGCUCGUCUACGGGCACGGAAGACUCACAGCGGGACGUGGCCGAACGCGCCGCGGAGGCAGACGAAGAGAGUGGAGGUGAAGAACAAUUGGAACGGAGACCGCGAGGACUGCUACAGAACGCUAACCAUCAUCACAAGCACAACAACAAUCCUACUGCUACCACCAAUUCGAUUAUAAAUGCUCGUAAUAACAACAACAACAACAACAAAAACUAAUAAUGUCGCGAAAUGUAAUAUUAUAAUAUUUAAAGAAAAUGUGUUUGCUGACUUUCUACCGAAAUUUUAGUACAACAAUCUAAUAUUAGGUACACACAAAAGGUAGGUAGUGUAGGACGUAGUUACUUGAGUAAACGGUAAGUAUACAAAACGUAACUACAGGAUUUGAUAAUUUCCUGUGCGAUUACUUGAUAUAGGAAAUUGUAAAAUACACUCUGUAUAGCAAGAAUCCACGUUAAAAUUUCGCGAGUAGAAAAUGUCACAGAUAGCGAAACGCGAUGUAUUUGGACAGGCGAAAAUCGUUGAAAUUGCGCGACUAUAGUGUCGACAUGACGCGAUAUAAAUAUAUUAUUAUUAUUUAGUAUCUAUUAUAGUAUCUUUUUGAAUAUUCAAAAAUUCCAUUCGAAAAUAAGGAGAUAUUCAGCACUUACAGUGAUGUAUGCAACGUGUAAAAUUAAUUAAAAUUUGUUUGUGAUUUUUUUAUAAAGAAUUUGUAAGCAGGUGCGUAAAAUAUUUUCCAUUAUUUAUGGCCCGCUAUUGUGCAGUAAACCACAACAAUUUUAAUAAAAAUUUCCUCUGAAACUUUCAAUAUUAUAGGUAUGUUGAAGGUAAUACAAUAUGACAAUAAAUUAUCAUGUUUAUAAAUUACAAUAUAUUAUAACAUAGGCGAGGGUAAAUUAUAAAAUAUAAUGUUAUUAUCUAUAAUAUAGAGUAUAAAUCAUGGCGUUGACAUGUUUUUAGUUCUUACUGUUAUAUUAUUAUUUCGUUUAAAAACUUUCUGUGACUAUACGUUAUAUAAAUACAAUUUUCAAAGUAUUUUCCUGAUCUUUCAUUUUUUUUUUUUUAAAUAUACAAGAGAGGCAUACGAUAUUAUAUACAAAUAAACGGUAGAAAUUUGGCAAGCAUCAUUCGACUUAUUAACACUAAAAAAAAAAAAAAAUACCUACGCACAAAUUUUAAACAAUUUAAAAAUGUAUAAAACUAAAAUCAAGCACAAAAAAAAAAUUUUUUUAUAAAAAUCAAAUAGACGUGAAAAUUGCGCGUCUAUAAUAUAUCUAAAUUAUAAAUCCAACUAUAAUUUCUAUAAUGUUUGUACAAAAUUUAAAAGAGAAAACAAUUUGUUUAGUGAUGCACCAACAAUAUUAUUAGGUAUCAUAGAUUUAAAUUAACGAAUAGAAGUUUGCGCGUAAUAAAAUGUGUAAAAAUAAUCAUAAGAAAACACAAUCAUGGGAAGCACAUUUAUUUAACAGGACGAUUUUAGGAUGAUUUUUUUUAAAUUCUUAACAAAAUGUAAAAAAAUUAAUUUGUUGUAAAUAUAAUACAUGAUGGUUGUUCCUACCCUUCGACAUUGAACCAUAUAAAAAUCGGUUACAAGAUGAUAUUUUAAUUAUUAUCAAUAUGUUUUCACCAUAACAUUAUCAUUAAAACUUUUAUUAUACGGAUGUGCACAAAAGUGUGUUUUAUUGAACACUUUUUUCGUCACAUAUUUAUUGACAAAAGUAUUAUUUUUUUUUUUUUUAUCUGAAUACUAUUUGGCAAAACUCGUUUAAAUAAUAUGAAUUCAAAAUAAUUAUGGUUUUUUUUUUUUUUAUUUCCUAUUAUGUAUAACUAUAUUAUUAUUUUAAAACCCAUAAUAAGUAGACAGUAGGUAUUUAUAGUAAGCAUAUUAUAUUUUUAUUAAAUAAAUAUUGACUGUUAUUUUCGUUAUGAAAUCAUUAUUCUUAAAAUUAAUAAAAAAAAAAAAAAUACCUAUAGUUAAUUUUAUCGAUAAAUCCACAUAAUUAAAAAAAAAAAAAUGUAUAAGUACUUGUAUUUAAUUUUAAAAAUGUCAACUAUGACGGAGGACAAAUUGAACAUAAAAUUUUUGUAAAUGUUAUUAUGAUCUAUGUUUUUUUUUUUUUUUUUGGGUGCGCAAUCUUGUCAUAAAUUUGUUUUAAUUUCCAAUCAAUCGUAUUAACGCUUUAAACAACUAUAUUGAAUAUCAUAACUAAAAGUAUAAUUGUUAAACCAAUAAUUGUUAUUUUCAAAUAAAUGAAAAUAAAAUGUUUAUAUAUAGGUAUAAUAAAUAUUUAUUGUACUUCAUAAAACCGUAUCUUAAACACUAAUAUUUUUAAAUAUUUCAAUCUAUCAAAAAAAACGCAUUCCUACAGACUCUUGUUCUCAAAUUUACUUAAGUUUCGCCAUCAAUUAAUUUUUCGAUUGUGGAAAUUUGAAAUUAAAAAAAAAAAAAUAAAUUCAAGUUAUUAUUGAAUAAAUGUAUAUUUCCCGAAUCAUCAUAAAAUUGUGAUUCUACUUAUUCCACUUACUUCAAUAAUAUUGUAUUUUUGUGUUCCGAGUUAUUAUUAGUAUAUAUUGGUCUGCACAAAGAGUGUGUUCAUUAGAAUUAAUUAUUUGGUUUGUAAAUUACACAAUAAGCAAACACAGGAAAUCUGAUAAAUACCGAGCAUAACGUUAUAAUUUCUUCAAUUAUAAAUUCGAGGCUAUAUUAUAACUAAUAAAUAAUAAUAAGAUGAAAUGUAUAUUCAUUUAAAAUUUGUUAAGUAUUGCAAUUUUUUCUGGAUGUGUAUAAUUUAUUUAUUUCUUUAUUUCUUUAUUUAUUUAUUUAGUAUCUAUAAAAUAUUAUGUUGUCCCGAAUAUUUAUUUUAUCUUCACAGUUGUAAUAUAAUUAUUAUGGUUAAUUUAAAGUAUAAUUAUACAAACAUAAUAUAAAGAAGACACCCUGCCCCCCCCCCUUUUACAAAACUGUAAUAAUGUACCUAUACAUACCUAAGUGUAACAACCCCUAAAACAACGUUAUUAAGCUGAUCAAAUUAAAAAAAAAAAAAAAGUUUUAUAACAAAAUUUGUUGAUAAAACCUGCGUUCUAUAAUUUUAUUUUGUUUUUUGUUAUGUCUUAAUAAAUGUUAUGAUUACCUAUAUCUAUAUAGUUACAAACAAGUGUACAUACAACGAUUAGAUAUUAUAAACCUUCCUGUAUUCAUAUAAACAAUAGUAAUAUAUAAGUGUUACUUAAAUCAAUUAUUAUUAUUUGACGAUAUAUCUUUAAUUACCUCGUUGAUGUAUUAGAUUAUAUUUUAAGAAGAUGACUGAGAAUAAAAUGUAUCUAAUCAUAACACACAAAAAGCUGGGCAGUGUAACUAUAGUUACUCUAUAGUAGCAAAUUAAUUUACGAGUAAUUUACACAGUUACAAAAAUUGGUCAUUUUCAUGUUAGGUAUUAUUUACCUACAUUUCUUACCAUUACUAACUAUUGUAAUUUAAUGACUAAAAAAACAGGAAAACCGUUUUACUUCGUUACUAAAAUAAAUAAACUGCCCAGCUUUGAUUCGCAUUAAUGCACUAUGAAAAAUUUAACUGAUAUUAUAAUUAUUAACACAUAGAUAUAGUAACAUAUUAUGUAUUUAAUUAUCAAGCAUAAUAACUAAAUAAGUUAUUGUAAAUAUUAAAUACGAUAGUUUUUAUAAGUUGGGCAACCGAAUCGACUGAAAUCUAUCUGUUUUCUUGUACAUACAAAUUAUCGAGUUGGUAGAUUUUAGGUAGGCAGGGGAAUUCGUUGUUCUGGUUCCUUAAUUAUUGCAACCUUACAGACAUUCAGCAACAUGUUUCUACUGCAGCAGUAAUAAAUUAAAAAUAUUUUAAAAACGCAUUUAUUUAUAUUGUAAAUUAUAAUAACAUGGACUUUGUAUAAUACAAAAUGACACCAACAUGUUUUGUAUUUAAAGUGAAAUAUAUAUGUUAUAGUUGACGGUAACUGGUUUGUUAUAUUGUCCC
Cinara cedri is the source of this 11236-nucleotide messenger RNA. The record is from the annotation of a GenBank genome assembly. NCBI's taxonomy places the organism in Eukaryota, Metazoa, Arthropoda, Insecta, Hemiptera, Aphididae.